AUGACCAGCUUCAAUGACCUUCCCGAAGAAAUUCUAGAUAUGAUCAGCGAUCUUUGCUGUCCUGACGGCUUCGAGACUCUUACCUUGCUCUGCCAAAAGACGAGGCGUUUAUCAUCAAAAUACGUGUCUUCAUUCAAAGAGUUUUUGGAGGAGCACCGCUACAAGCAAAAUGUGCAGAUGAGCUCGCCACCAGGCUGUAAUGACUUUCUUGGAGAUACAAGCGACUUGGAACGUGCGCUAGCGUCGCCGUCUGCACAGAUUUACCGUCGUGUACUUCACAUCAAACAGAAGAGCACCCUUGAGAAGAACAUCGAAAGAUUGCGUGAACCUCAUAUGCAUCUGGCAACAAUGCUGCAACCUUUUCGAGCGGGGGUGAUGGAGCAUUUGCAAUCUUUGUAUGCAAGGUUCGAUGCGAAGUCGGUGGAGAUGUGUGAUCCGUUUCGGUGUAUUGGAGAAGAGGAUCCCCAUCCUGUCUUUCUAGCGGUUGGGCGACUAAUUUUCUCCAUGUUGUGUCGCGUCAAAUGUCUACGAAUCACUACCUCCAAUGCUGGCGACGAGGACUUUCUGCUCAAUACCAUUUCGGAAGCAAACUUUCAAAAGGGCGUAUUGACUCACCCUCUAGCUCUACCAUUUCAAAAUGUGACAAGGGUAGUAUUGAAGAGCAGAGCAUCGCUUCAAGAUAGAGGCGAAGGCUUUUAUCAGGAUGAAUUUGGUCUAUGUGUGGACAGUGCAAAUGGCGAAAUGCGACUCUUGAAUGCAAUCCUCAUUUUGCCAUCUCUUGAUCGCCUUGAGUGCUAUGGAAUAAUCAGCUUCUAA
Molecule: messenger RNA, 816 nt
Organism: Bacidia gigantensis
Lineage: Eukaryota; Fungi; Ascomycota; Lecanoromycetes; Lecanorales; Ramalinaceae
Exons: 1
Coding region: 1-816 (271 amino acids)
Source: RefSeq, a predicted model, not a curated record